AUGGAACCGAUAUCUUCCGAUGAAGCGAUUUGUCUCAGGACACUUGCUGCGCAGUAUUUCCAGGCCGUUGAGGUGCAGAGCCUGCGCUUUCCACCAGGUACCGUCCUACUCAAACCCCAGGUGCAACGCUGGAUAAACCAGAAUAUGUUCUCUGAAGACACAGUAUGGCCUCUGCCACCGUUAAACUACCGUAGUAGGGUUCUGAAAUUACUACUCUCAAGACUUGAGGAGUCGUUCUCUGACCCUGAGGAGGAUGUACGAAAUCCACGCGACCCCCCCUUUGCCUAUGCAUUGCAUUUCACAUCCAACAUUGAGAUCUUAGACGAUCUCAUGACAAGCUGGAGUAUUCUCAUUUCUCGCCCCAAAUCGUCACCGCUGGAACAGAGCCAACAGUUGUCCUACAUCAAGUACACACCGCCUAUGAUGCUAGGUUCCAGGGAUGACAACUGCAUCAUCACGUUAGAAAAUCGAGGUCUGAUCCUCUCCGCAGGAACAACUGGUUUUCGAACCUGGGAGGCUGCCCUGCAUCUUGGGACAUUCCUAUCCACACAGACUGGAAAGGAGCUCAUCAACGGUAAGAAUAUCCUUGAACUAGGGUCGGGGACUGGGCUGGUUGCUAUGUACUGUUCAAAAUGCCUUGGCGCCAACAAGGUCAUGGCGACGGAUCGGGACCCAGCAUUAAUCGCGAAUAUUCAAGAAUGCAUCUCACGGAACAAGCUGGAUUCUAAGCACAUUAGCGCUUCUAUUUGGGAAUGGGGUACUCCACUAGAGUGCCCCGAUAAUGCGCAGGAAAAUGGGCGAUGCUUUCCUGUGGACAUUGCAUUGGGGGCCGACCUGCUCUAUGAUGUCGAUUUGAUUCCCCUCUUUUUAUCGACCCUUCGGGACUUGUUUGAUCAUUAUUCGCUGAAAGCGUUUAUUAUCUCUGCCACCCUUCGUAACCAAGAGACCUUCAACGCGUUCCUCAGCGCCUGCGGCGUGAUUAGCUAUGUCUGCUGA
Microsporum canis CBS 113480 is the source of this 996-nucleotide messenger RNA. RefSeq lists its product as hypothetical. The coding region runs from base 1 to 996 and encodes 331 amino acids. NCBI's taxonomy places the organism in Eukaryota, Fungi, Ascomycota, Eurotiomycetes, Onygenales, Arthrodermataceae. The transcript has 4 exons. The record is from RefSeq and is a predicted model, not a curated record.